AUGGUUGAAGGUGAUUAUCUGCACGUCUCUGAUGGCUUCAAAGGGCUCUGGGAACUCAUUGGGGAAGAAGCUUCAUGCUCUCACUGGAAAACCAGAGGCAGGAGGGAGAGGCGGGCGGGGUGGGAGGGGUCCAGACCCUGCGCUUCCAUUCACCUGGAACAUCUGUUUUUGUUUUGUUUCUUAGGUACACAGAUAAGCUGUUUCUCCCCAAGUUCUUUCUCCUGGCGUCAGGCUGCCUUCGUGGAUUCUUACUGUUGGGCUGCCGUUCAGCAGACGGACUCCUUGCAGGGCGGCGCUGGAAACCUCGCCCUGUGCCUGCACAAGUUUUUCCCCUACAUCCUGUUGCUGGUCGCCAUCCUCCUGUACCUGCCCUCCCUGUUCUGGCGUUUUGCAGCUGCUCCGCAUAUUUGCUCAGAUUUGAAGUUUAUCAUGGAAGAACUUGACAAAGUUUACAACCGCGCCAUUAAAGCUGCGAAGAGCAUGCAUGACCGCGACCUGAGAGAUGGGACCUGCUCAGUUCCUGGUUCUAAUGAGAACGUAGGACAAAGUUUGUGGGAGAUAUCUGAAAGCCACUUCAAGUACCCAAUUGUGGAACAGUACUUGAAGACAAAGAAAAACUCUAAUAAUUUAAUUGUCAAGUACAUCAGCUGCCGGGUGCUAACAGUCAGCAUUAUACUGUUAGCAUGCGUCUACCUGGGCUAUUACUUUAGCCUCUCCUCCCUCUCAGAUGAGUUUGUCUGCAGCAUCAAAUCAGGGAUCCUGAGAAAUGACAGCACCGUCCCCGAUCGGUUUCAGUGCAAACUCAUCACAGUUGGCAUCUUCCAGUUGCUCAGUUUCAUUAACCUCGUGGUUUAUGUUCUGCUGGUUCCCGUGGUUCUCUACAUGCUGUUUGUUCCUUUCCGGCAGAAGACAGAUGUUCUCAAAGUGUAUGAAAUCCUGCCCACUUUUGGUGUUCUGCAUUUCAAGUCUGAAGGGUACAAUGACUUGAGCCUCUACAACCUUUUCUUGGAGGAGAAUAUAAGUGAACUCAAGUCAUACAAGUGGCUUAAGGUCCUGGAGAAUAUUAAAAGCAGCUAUCAGGGCAUCGACACAAUGGUUCUCCUGACUAAUCUUGGCAUGAUCAAGAUGGACGGUGUUGACGGCAAAACUCGCAAGCCGCCUGAGAUGACGGGAGAGCAGCAGGGGAACCAGAUGGCAGAGCUCAAAGAUUUGAAUGCACACAGUGAAACUAAAGCAAAUAAUGGGGAGAGGAAUGCUCGACAGAGACUCCUGGAUUCUUCUUGCUGAUGAACGUUUUCAGGAACUUCAGGGCCAUGACUCCUGUGGCGUGGGAUUCAUUUUGGCCGCAGCGCCUCUGUGAGGUUUCAUCUGGUUUGCAGUAAAUGGCUCUUGGUAAUGGCAGACACGACUUACGGAGUCCCUAAUGAAAAUGACGGCCCUCCGCAUGCUGUGCGAGAGCCGUUCGUGCACUUCCUUUGAGAGGCAAUGCAGAGAUGAAGAAGCCACAGCAAGUACGUGAGCUCUCAUCAGGUGAAAAGUGGAAA
Molecule: messenger RNA, 1544 nt
Organism: Myotis davidii
Lineage: Eukaryota; Metazoa; Chordata; Mammalia; Chiroptera; Vespertilionidae
Gene: PANX1
Product: pannexin 1
Exons: 5
Coding region: 1-1287 (428 amino acids)
Biological process (GO): monoatomic cation transport; positive regulation of interleukin-1 production
Molecular function (GO): channel activity
Source: RefSeq, a predicted model, not a curated record